UCCUGGCUAUCAAAGCACCCAGAUGGGAGAAUUUCAAAUGAACUGAAUCCAUGACCUGACAUCACCCGCAGUACAGCAGGGGAUGUGUGUUGCUGAGGAGGACGGCAGAGAAAAAAAAAAGACAUUCAAGCCUUUUUGCGGUGUCUGCGGUAACUGGAGAACAGAACCAUGGGAAGGCCAAUGCUUGGAGUUCUUCUCAUCCUCUUUGCUGGGAUGCUGAUGGGCACUGGGGCCAAAAAUUGCGUGUGCAAUGGAAGAUCCAGGUGCCACUGUGCAGGAGUGAAAGGCGACAGGGGAGAGAAAGGCUUUAAAGGAAUUCAAGGCCUCCCAGGGCCAGAGGGCCGUCGUGGAUCAUAUGGCCAUUCUGGUCCUUUGGGACCAAAGGGCAGCACUGGGCCUGAUGGACCGGACGGGGCCAAAGGCGAUUCGGGCUAUGAGGGUAAAGAAGGACUCGCUGGGUCUCACGGCUUACCGGGUAUCCCAGGUUUACAAGGGCCUCCUGGAACCACCGGGAGCCCGGGCUGCAACGGCACUGAUGGAGACGAGGGACCUCCUGGCAAUCCCGGCGUCCAUGGCCCUGACGGAAGUGCAGGUCCUCCUGGUCUGCCUGGACCUAAGGGUGAGUCUUGGGGGUCAACAAUUUCAAUAACGGGGCCACACGGGCCUCAAGGGAGGAAAGGACAGCCGGGGAAUCCAGGUCCCUUUGGAGAGCGUGGACAACCAGGAGACCCUGGACGACGGGGUUCUGUGGGGUUUCCUGGUCGUUCUGGGUCUCCAGGAUCAAAGGGUCAAGAAGGCAUAGGCGGUAUUCCAGGACCUCAGGGACUAAAGGGCAGACAAGGACCACGAGGCCCACCGGGGCCACCGGGUCAGAUUAAGGAAUUUCUCACUGGGAGUCUCUUGUCAAAGGGUGAGAAAGGAAGCAAAGGAGACAUAGGAAUAAAAGGAUGCCAUGGUGAAGCAGGAGACCCAGGUUAUGAGAAUUACAUCAAAGGAGCAAAGGGAGACAGAGGGCCGCAGGGUCCAGAGGGAAAACAAGGGAUGGAUGGCAAUCCGGGCCAAUCAACACAGGGGCGGCCCGGCCCCAGAGGUGAUCCAGGAUAUCCAGGGACACCAGGAGGGACGGGUGAAAAGGGAGAUAAGGGUCUCCCUGGUCCCCCUGGUGCAGUUGGAGAUAUAUUUGGCCCUGUGACUGCACCACUCAAGGGGUUUCGUGGGGAUCCUGGUUUUCCAGGCUUACCUGGGCUCCCUGGACGUCAAGGUGUUGAAGGAUUCCCUGGACCUGAUGGACCUCCAGGCCAAUCAUCUGGGAUUCAUGUGUCAGGCCCUACUGGUCCCAAUGGGUUUCCAGGCCCCAAAGGGGACCCUGGGGAGCCUGGGGAUAUUUAUCUAGGACUUCCAGGUCAAGAUGGGGAUCAUGGGGAUCAAGGUCCUCCUGGGGAUCGGGGCCCACCUGGGCCUCCUGAAGACAGAACUAACAGGAUUAUCAAAGGUAUUCCGGGAAUGAAGGGAACAAGAGGUAUGCCUGGACCUACAGGAUAUGAUGGACAGCAUGGAAUGAAAGGAGGGAAGGGGGAGCCCUGUUAUGAAUGUGUUGGAUUAGGAUUCCCAGGACCACCGGGUCCUCGCGGCCCACAGGGCGCCCCUGGAUAUAAUCAAGGGCCAGGUGCUAAAGGUGAUCCAGGCUACCCGGGAUCUAUUGGCUUACCUGGAAGACCAGGUCCUCUUGGUCCAAUGGGAUUUCAAGGCCCUUCGGGACAAAAGGGAGACUCAUAUACUGACCAAACCCCUGGGGAAAAGGGAGAGGAAGGAGAUCCGGGACAGCCUGGCCCACCUGGUGUAGAUGCCCUCCCUGGGUUUCCUGGACUACCUGGUCGCAAGGGGGACCAAGGCCCUCCAGGGAAUUCGUAUCCCUUCCAUGGUGCAGAUGGAGACCGGGGUUUCCCAGGACAACCAGGACCUGUAGGCAGACAAGGACCAGUUGGCUACCCUGGCCCAGUGGGAUAUGGCCCUGCUGGAUCUAUGGGUAGUACCGGAGAUGUUGGGGUACCUGGGCUGCCAGGGCAACCUGGGAUUCCAGGCCAGAAAGGCGAACCGAGCCACAGCCACACUAAAGGAUUUCCCGGACCACCUGGAUUUAAAGGUCUGCCUGGUUCACUUGGAAGACCAGGUAAUACAGGAGCACCAGGUAUCCCAGGAAUACCAGGUCAAAAAGGUCAAAAAGGAGAAAGUGGUGAGGUGUCAUUACCUGGAAGGCCAGGUAUCCCAGGACAAAAAGGGGACAAGGGGCCGCCAGGUAUCCCAGGUCCUACAACGAGGGGCUUGCCUGGUCGGCGAGGUUCCAGUGGAAUUUCUGGUCCUGCAGGCGUGAAGGGGGAUGGCGGGCCUGGAUACCCUGGCCCCAGAGGAUCCCCUGGGCCUCCAGGAGAAGACGGCGUUCAGGGGCCCGUAGGAGAUCCUGGGAACCCUGGCCGACCUGGGAACCCAGGAGUAGAUGGAAAUCCAGGUUUAUCAGGAGAAAAGGGAAAUCAAGGUUCUGUAGGCCACCCAGGACCACCUGGUAAUAAAGGUUCAUGUAAUAGUGAUUUACCUGGGCCAAGGGGACCAGAAGGACCAGAUGGGUAUCCAGGACAUCCAGGUCCGAAUGGCUUCGCUGGUGAGAAGGGGAACCCAGGUUUGCCAGGGUUUGGUCGUCCUGGCGUCCCCGGUGUUCCUGGUGUUCUUGGGCCGUCAGUGCCAGGUUCACCUGGCCUUCCUGGACAAAAAGGGAUGAAGGGACACAGCGGCCUGCCUGGUCUAUCAGGACCGAGAGGAGAACCUGGACCAGAUGGGUUACCAGGAUAUGGACAAGAUGGGUUGCCUGGAAUUGCAGGACCACCAGGCCAAAUAGGUGACCCAGGCCCAGAUGGAGCCCCGGGUUCCGUGGGUCCACCAGGUAUGGAUGGUGAACCAGGUUUGACAGGUCCUCCGGGCCCAGCGCCGCUACCACCAAUAGAUUUUUUCGGCUCAAUAGGGGACCCUGGCGAGCCAGGUUACCCUGGUCUACCUGGUGCCAAUGGAGAUACUGGCAGUGUUGGACCAAAAGGGCAGAGAGGGUUUGCUGGAGCACCAGGGAGUCCUGGACAAAGAGGUCCCACAGGUGAUCCAGGUGGUGAUGACCAAGUUGAUUCAGAAGGAAGUCGAGGACCUGCUGGAGCUCCAGGAGACUCAGGAGUCACAGGGCCUCCAGGCCCAAAGGGAAUAAAAGGAGAUCAAGGACAAUCUGGAGAGCCAGGUCCACAAGGUGCACCAGGUCCAACUGGUAACAAAGGCAUCAAUGGCGAGCCAAAUUAUAAUGGAUAUGGAUUGCCUGGACCAGUAGGACAAAAAGGUGAACCAGCAUCGUGCAAUGCUGGUGUGUUGGGUCAGAAAGGAGAACCUGGUUCUUUUGGACCUCUAGGUUUACCAGGAAAGCGUGGAGACAAAGGAAACCCAGGGCCUGAUGGACAAAAUGGUCCAGCAGGCUAUCAAGGGCCUAAAGGUUCAGAUGGACAUCCAGGAAACAAAGGACAGCCAGGACCAACUGGACUUGCAGGUGACCCGGGCCAGCCAGGUGUCGGUGGUUAUCCAGGUCUUAAAGGCAAUCAGGGCCGGGAUGGGAUUCCUGGUUCACCAGGGCAGAAAGGAGACACUAAUAUAAUAGGAGGGACACCUGGGAGACGUGGUAACACAGGUCAACAAGGUUUCCCCGGGAACCCUGGUCCCCCUGGCUUGUCUGUUACAGGACGUUCUGGACCAAUAGGAGACAGAGGAUUUCCAGGUCGAAAGGGGGCCCGUGGUCCAAAAGGACUACCAGGAAUGGAAGGAGCUUGUGUUCCUGGGUCAAAAGGAGACCAUGGUCAUCCUGGCAAUCCUGGUGUCCCAGGCUAUCGUGGCUUACCUGGCCUUCCAGGUCCUACAGGGCCGGGGCGAAUGGGAGACAGAGGGGACCCAGGUCCAACGGGAGCCCAAGGCUAUAGUGGACCCCACGGAGAUUCAGGCCCUCAAGGACCACCGGGUACAAGAGGCAGACCUGGAAACCAGGGACCAAGAAGUGAUUUUGGUCCUUCUGGAGGCUUUGGACCUCCUGGUGUUAAAGGAGACCCUGGAUACAUCCCUGGCCCCCCCGGGCAGCCUGGGAUGAAAGGUUUUCCUGGACCAACUGGCUUAAAGGGCAAGGCACGUGUCACGUAUGAACCAGGAUCUCCCGGCGCGCCCGGUCCCUCUGGUAAUCCUGGAGCCCCAGGGAAGACGGGACCAUCAGGAUCACCAGGACAACCAGGUCAGCCGGGUGUCAGAGGCGAGCGUGGUUCAAGCCCAGAUGGCCAUCCCGGAUUUACUGGACUCAAAGGAGACAAAGGAAGAGCAGGACUGCCAGGUCCUGAAGGCAGACUUGGAGACCCAGGCCAUAAGGGUAGUCAAGGGUUGCCAGGCAUAGGUGGUCCAGGUUAUGUGGACAGUUUCCUGAUUGCCAGACACAGUCAGAGCACCAAGGUCCCUGACUGUCCUCGUGGCACCACCCUCAUCUUCUCUGGUUACUCCUUCCUCUUCAUCAAUGGAAACGAGAGAGCUCACGGUCAGGACCUUGGCACCAUGGGAAGCUGCCUCCCCCGUUUCUCCACCAUGCCCUUCCUGUUCUGUGACACGGAGAGUAACUGCCGCUAUGCUUCUCGUAACGACUAUUCCUACUGGUUGUCCACUGACACUCCUAUGCCAACCAACAUGGCUUCCAUCACUGGGGAUACACUGGCCACCUACAUCAGCAGGUGCUCCGUGUGUGAAACCACCUCCAAUGUCAUAGCCGUCCACAGCCAGACAACUUUGACACCCGAAUGCCCUCAAAACUGGGAGUCACUAUGGACGGGAUACUCCUUUGUCAUGCAAACGGGUGCUGGAGCAGAGGGCUCCUCUCAGCCGCUGGUGUCACCAGGGUCAUGUCUGGAAAGCUUCCGCCAAGUGCCCUUCAUCGAGUGUCAUGGCAGGGGAACUUGUAACUAUUACCCUGACUCCUAUAGCUACUGGCUGGCCUCCCUAGACCCCAGAAGCAUGUUCAGUAAUCCUGUUCCUCAAACAGUGAAGGGACCUUCUCUACAAAGUGUCAUCAGUCGUUGUCGGGUCUGCAGGAAACAAUGGCAACCAACAGACGAAAGACGCGGGGACAAUUUUUAACAUUCUGUUUUUCUUUUUUCAAUAUCGUUUGAUUUAUGAAAAUAUAGAAGUGUGAAUCGUGUCAGCUGUUUGUAGUCUGUACAUCUGUUGGUUACACUGGUGUGAGGCGGAGUCUUAGCUGUGAAUAAAAUACAUUAUAAGCAAAUUGA
Gasterosteus aculeatus aculeatus (three-spined stickleback) is the source of this 5336-nucleotide messenger RNA. RefSeq lists its product as uncharacterized. Gene Ontology annotation, molecular function: extracellular matrix structural constituent. NCBI's taxonomy places the organism in Eukaryota, Metazoa, Chordata, Actinopteri, Perciformes, Gasterosteidae. Gene Ontology annotation, cellular component: collagen trimer. The record is from RefSeq and is a predicted model, not a curated record.